This is a messenger RNA of Glycine soja, 1497 nucleotides long. Its product is annotated as multiple organellar RNA editing factor 8, chloroplastic/mitochondrial-like. Gene Ontology annotation, biological process: mitochondrial mRNA modification; cytidine to uridine editing. Gene Ontology annotation, cellular component: mitochondrion. Lineage: Eukaryota; Viridiplantae; Streptophyta; Magnoliopsida; Fabales; Fabaceae. The transcript has 4 exons. The coding region runs from base 128 to 1243 and encodes 371 amino acids. The record is from RefSeq and is a predicted model, not a curated record.
AUAUUUUACACCAUUUUGUUGUGGCAAGCAUUCUAUUCUGUAUUCUAGAAUCCUCAUCACAACAAUGACUCUAUAAGGCAGAUAGAAAACCCUAAACCCUUUCCACUCACUCUCUCUCUCACCAACGAUGGCGACUCAGAUCCUCUCUCGCAUCUUCCCCAAAACCCUAACCCUAGCCCCCUUCCUCUUCCGCUCCCUCACCACCGCCCCCUCUCGUCCUUCCCUCCCCGCGCUCUCCUUCCUCCGCCGUAUCUCCGUUGCAGCCAACCCCUCCCUCCGCCGCGUCCUCCUCCCAAACGCCCCCUCCCUCCGCGCCCUCUCCACACGCGCCACCACCUCCUCCCUCAACGACCCCAACCCUAACUGGUCCAACCGUCCCCCGAAAGAAACCAUCUUGCUCGACGGCUGCGACUUCGAACACUGGCUCGUCGUCAUGGAGAAGCCCGAGGGCGACCCUACCCGCGAUGACAUCAUCGAUAGCUACAUUAAAACCUUGGCCAAGGUCAUCGGAAGUGAAGAGGAGGCGAGGAUGAAGAUAUAUUCGGUUUCGACUAGGCACUACUUUGCGUUUGGGGCUCUUGUGUCUGAAGAGCUUUCUAUCAAGCUUAAAGAAUUGCCUGGAGUUCGGUGGGUGCUUCCUGAUUCUUACUUGAAUGUUAAGGAAAAGGAUUAUGGAGGUGAGCCCUUUAUUAACGGGCAAGCAGUUCCCUAUGAUCCCAAGUAUCACGAAGAGUGGGUUAGAAACAAUGCACGUGCCAAUGAGAGAAACAGGCGCAAUGACAGGCCUCGUAAUGCUGACAGGUCAAGAAACUUUGAGAGGAGGAGGGAAAAUGUGGUGAACAGAGAUAUGCAGGGCAGGCCUCCUAUGCCAAAUCCUGGCCCUAAUAUGGGUGGUCCUCCUCCAAGCAAUGCAGGCGGGUACCCUCCAAACAAUGCAGGCACCCACCCUCCAAACAAUGCAGGCGGGUACCCUCCUAACAAUGCAGGCGGGUACCCUCCUAACAAUGCAGGAUAUGCUCCUCCCAAUGCUGGAGGUGGUUACCCUCCUAACACGGGUGGUGGCUAUGGUCCCGGUGGUGGUGUACCUCAAAAUAACUAUGCAGGGAACAUGGGAGGGCCACCACCAAACCAGAACAUGGGAGGCUUUCAACCAAAUGCAGAAUGGUCAAACAAUGCUCCCAGUAGAGAUGUGCCAAGCAGGGAUAUGGGAGGACCACCUGGUGGGAACCCAUAUUCUGCGUGAGAUCACUGCCAUAUUUUUCUAGCCAAUGUAGAUAACGAGGAAUUGUGCCCAAGACAACAUAGAGUUUAUGCCAUGUUUCUCAAGGAAUUAGAAUUUAUUAGUCUUACAUGUUACAACUAUUUCUAAUGAACCUGCAUGUUGUGUAUCCGAAGUCCACAAUAUUUAAGGCUAGAUACGAUCGUUUUGUAUUGUUUGUGAGGUUGACGGUCUAUAAUUUGUCAUUUGAUUGAGGUUGCCUUGCAGACUUAUUAUUA